Messenger RNA from Notodromas monacha, 1377 nucleotides. Lineage: Eukaryota; Metazoa; Arthropoda; Ostracoda; Podocopida; Cyprididae. The record is from the annotation of a GenBank genome assembly.
GUUGUUUUCAAAUCUCCGCAGUUAUUCGAGAUGUCCGCCAGCCCGAGUGAGAGUGAUAAUUAUGGAUACAAAUUUUGGCGCGAGACGUUGCGAGGCGCGCGGUUGGUUGUGGCGCCGAUGGUGGACGCCAGUGAGCUCGCGUGGCGGCUGCUCAGUCGCAAGUACGGAGCGGAGUUGUGCUACACGCCCAUGUUCCACAGUGUCAACUUCGUCAAGGACUUCAAGUAUCGCCGGGACAAUUUCCAGUCGUGUGACGCAGACCGGCCUUUGAUUGUUCAGUUUUGUGCGAAUGAUCCGAAAGUUUUGGUGGAAGCUGCGCGACUGGUGCAGGGACAAUGCGAUGCUGUUGAUUUAAAUCUUGGCUGUCCGCAAACAAUCGCGAGAAGAGGCCACUAUGGAUCGUUUCUACAAGAUGAAUGGGACCUUGUUCGAGAACUCGUUGACAGCGUGCGCCGAGAGGUGGAUAUCCCGAUAACCUGUAAAGUGCGAGUAUUUCCGGAAAUUGAGAAGACAGUUGCUUAUGCGAAGAUGCUGGAAAGUGCUGGUUGCUAUCUGUUGACGGUGCAUGGACGAACGAGGGAGCAGAAGGGAAGAGACACUGGGCUGGCUUCUUGGGCCCAUAUUAAGGCUGUGAAACAGGCUGUGAAAAUACCGGUGUUUGCCAACGGAAAUAUUCAGUACCUGGAAGAUGCCUUGAGGUGUAUGGAGGAGACUGGUGUGGACGGGGUCAUGAGUGCGGAGGGUAAUUUGCACAAUCCUGCCAUUUUCGCGAAUCGUUCUCCCGUGGUUUGGGAAAUGGCUGAGGAGUAUUUACAGCUAGUGAAGAAGCAUCCUACCCCCAUUUCAUAUGUGCGCGGACAUCUUUUCAAGAUGAUGACUCAUUGCAUGAUGCUGCCGGAAUGCAAGGAGAAGAGAGAGAUCUUGGCGUCAGGAACGUCUUUGGUAGAAUUCGAAGAAGUCGUCGCUGGUUUGAAGGACCUUUUCCUUCCUUAUCACCACAAAGAAAAGGAAUUCUUCGGCAUGAAUGAGAAACUACCGUUUCCGCCGUGGAUCUGUCAACCGUAUGUUCGACCACCUCCAAAACCAGUAGACGAAUCCGGCGGCGUGAAAAGAAUCACCGAGGACGAAAACGGCGACGUUGUCAAAAAACAGAAACGGAAAGGAAACAAACGGAAAAAACCGGAUAGAAUUGCUUUCGAACUUUGUGAUGGAGAACGCUGCGGGAAUCCGAGGGGUGGAAAAUGCGACUUCAAAUUGUGCAAGAUUUGCUGUCGUGCCAAAUGCAGUGACGAAGUUUUAGACUGUACCAGUCAUCGAAUAUGGGUGAAAGCCUUCCGGGACAAAGAAUUACCGCAAUUGGAAAGCGAUUGCCGAUGA